AUAUUAAUUAAGUAAUAGUUAAUAGGUUCAUAUAUGUUUUAAAACAAAAAAAUGUCAUUCUUUCAAGAACCUAUAACGUAAAACUUAAUGAAUAAUGAAUUUGUCAAAUACAUUUUCUUUGUAACUCAAAACUUAUGAAUAAUGAAUUUAUCAAAUUCAUUUCCUUUGUAACUCAAAACUUUAAGUGAUGCAUUUGUUUCAAAACUAAUUUAAACAUAACUCUUAAAAAAUCUUUAACCAAUGUAUUUGUUUCAAAAUUUAUUGAAACAUAAAAUCAAACACAUGUUAGAGACAAUUGCAAUAAGCUGAAGAAAUGUGACUAUUGCCAUGCUACUGGUCAUAUAAUGGAUGAUUGUUUUAUGUUGAUUGGUUACUCAGAAAAUUUCAAAGGUAAGAAGAAGAUUAAUGUAGCUAUGGCUGGAGGCCAUGUGCAUGCUGUCCACCACCAACAACAAGCAACAUCGGGUCAACAAAUGGUGAAGAAGGAAAAUACCGUAAUUGAAGAUCAAUUAGCCAACAAUGAUAUGCUCUCACAGGAUCAAUUGACACACCUGAUGACCAAAGCUACCCCAGAUCAAUUUCAGCAGAUCUUAAAGGUUUUGAAUGCCAACAGUGUUGGUGAGUUACAUGGAACUAUCAAUAUGGGGGACUGUAUGUGCUGAAUUGGAAGACUAAAGCGACGGGAAGCAAAACUUUAUCUGCUAUCAGUAGAACUGAAGAUCCAUCAAUCUGGCAUAAAAGAUUGGGUCAUAUACCCAUGAGUGUGCUUAGAAGAAUAAAAGAGUUUAACAAUUGCAGUAGUUUCACUUUAGAUCAUUGUGUUGUUUGUCCUAAAGUUAGACAGGUUAGGGUCCCUUUUCCUGUUAGCAACACAAGCACAAAUGAUGUAUUUGACUUAGUACACAUGGAUGUCUGGGGACCCUAUAAAGAGGCUACUCACUCAGGAAUGAGAUAUUUUCUUACUUUGGUUGAUGAUAAAUCUAGAUGGACAUGGACUUUUCUACUAGUCUUGAAGUCUGAUGUAAUUGUUGUUCUAAGACAGUUCCUGUUAAUGAUAAAAAAUCAGUUUGAUAAA
Capsicum annuum is the source of this 1075-nucleotide messenger RNA. RefSeq lists its product as uncharacterized. The transcript has 2 exons. The record is from RefSeq and is a predicted model, not a curated record. Lineage: Eukaryota; Viridiplantae; Streptophyta; Magnoliopsida; Solanales; Solanaceae. Bases 345 to 662 code for a protein of 105 amino acids.